This is a messenger RNA of Anisakis simplex (herring worm), 531 nucleotides long. Lineage: Eukaryota; Metazoa; Nematoda; Chromadorea; Rhabditida; Anisakidae. The record is from the annotation of a GenBank genome assembly.
GCAAUAAGUAAGGGAUGUGAAAUAGAGAAGAAGAAGUGUGCUUCAUCUAGAAGUAAAUGGCCGUUGUUUGCGGGUUCGAAUAUUGAGAGUCCAUCGCCAUGUGCAGUGAACAAUACACAGAAACGACAGAUUUUGAUCACGGGGCACGAGAACGGGUGCGUAAAGUUGUGGUGUAGCAGUUCGAUGAGUUUGAAAUAUUUGUUGACAGUGGACACGGCAAAGGAGUUCGAGGGUUAUUCAGCGAGAGACGACGAGGUGAUGCAGGAUAGCGACGGGAAUGGUUAUGAAUCGAGAGGAACGUCACUGGAUGAGGAUGGAGUGGAAUCAGAGGAUGACGAACUGAAUACGAGCCAUGAGUGGCCACCGUUCAGAAAAGUUGGCGUAUACGAUCCAUUUUGUGAUGACGCGAGAUUAGCGGUGCAGAAGAUUCAUUUCGACCCGAACACUGGACGCUUAGUAGUGGGUGGACGAGCGGGUCAUGCACUAGUCUAUGAUUUGGAGGAUGAACCGAAGGUUAUUUUUGUGGUUUUG